Messenger RNA from Salmo salar (Atlantic salmon), 1314 nucleotides. RefSeq names its product CMRF35-like molecule 8 (gene clm8). Gene Ontology annotation, molecular function: transmembrane signaling receptor activity. NCBI's taxonomy places the organism in Eukaryota, Metazoa, Chordata, Actinopteri, Salmoniformes, Salmonidae. The record is from RefSeq and is a predicted model, not a curated record. Gene Ontology annotation, cellular component: plasma membrane.
AACGCUUUCACCAGUCACCACAAACAAAGUUUCCAUUUCCAUAACCUUUAAAGUCAUAGAUUUCAGAUAAAGAUUGAGUUUAAGCAGAAAGAUGACUACUAAGAUUUGGAUCAAUCUCAUCAUCUUAUGUUUACUAACAGCAGCCUCAUCCCUCUCCGGACCCUCAGAGGUGAAGAGUGCAGUUGGUGAAACGGUCCACAUCUCCUGCCAGUAUCACCAGUUCAACAGGGACAAGGUCAAAUUCUGGUGCAGGGGUUAUCACUGGUACUUCUGCACAGUUAUCAUUCGAUCUGAUCAUCCUAAAUAUCUGACCAGUGAUGUUCAGAUAUUGGAUGAUAAAAACCUUGGGUUAUUCACAGUCAGUAUGAAAGGAGCAACAGCCGAGGACAGUGGCUGGUACUGGUGUGCAAUUGAAAGAGCCAGCAGAACUUUGGCAUUUCGUCUUCAGCUGACUGUCUCUGAGUGGCUUGUACCUCGGCUCAAACCAGAAACCACUGAACAGUACAACGAGACCUCAACUUCCCCAACAACGUUACCUCAUCUUGAGACAACAACACGGUCCACACCUUGUAUGACUCAAACAACAAGUCUCAUAUCUGCUACAAGCAAUUCAACAAGUGUGACAGUGUCCUUGGAUCAAGAUGAUCUGGUGUGGAAAGUAUGGAGAGUACUGCGCUGGAUGCUCUUCCUCUUCCUGUGUCUGUUCCUUGUUCUCUUCAGUAUACAAUGCCAUCGCUGAUAUUUGUACCAUUCCUGCCAGUGUAUCGCUUACCUCAAUGUGUGCUACAUUUUCCCCAAAUCAAAAUCGUUGAGAAUAUUGUUUGUAUUAAUUAAUAAAAGUAAAACAUUCUAACAUGCACAUAUAUUAAUAAUAAGCAAAUAAAUUGAGGUCACAACAUGUUCUGAGAGAUAUUAAUGUAAAGAGAAACAAUACUAAAGAUGUAGGAUCUUUAUUUGAACCGGUUUGCUACAGCAGGAAAAUAAUCCUGCAGCAACAGAAAAUGUGAAUUAUUAUGUGGAUUUUAAUGAAUGAACAUUUUUGUAGGGGUUGAUUCAUUUGUCGUUAGGGCAAAUCAAGUCUGACAUUUCAAAGUGGAAAUUACACACUUUAGAAGCCUUUUUAAAAGUCAAAUACAUUACAAAUGUGCAUUUCCUGCUUUGCAGAAAAAAUUAUGAAUAACAAAAGAGCGAUCAAGAUCCUACAUCUGCAAGGAACAACACUAUAUAAACGCAACACGUAAAGUGUUGGUCCCAUGUUUCAUGAGCUGGAAUAAAAGAUCCCAGAAAUGUUCAAUGCCACAAAAAACAUACAUC